AAUCAAUCCGGCGAGUGACCGAGUGGGGUAGGUUGUGUGCGGCAUGACGACCACGCGCGACCGUGGCGCCGGCGGCGGAUCGGCGUCGAGGGUCGGUGACGGGGACGUCGACCUGGGCGAGGGCUGGGACUGGGGCGCCAUCCCGCGGCUCCUCUCCUCCGCCUGCCUCUUCCUCUGCUCCGGAGGCUGUUUUGGUUGCUGCGAUAAGACUGUAAAGCAACUGGGUGAACUGUCCAGAAACUUGAUCACCCAGGACCAAAUUACCAUUGGAGAGCCAUUUUGGAGCACAACCACCAUCGAGGUUGAACCAGCAGAUCUCAGUGGUGUUACUUCAGUCAAUACAUCUAACUUGGCCUCUGGAACUGGUAGCAGUCAUAACCUUCCUGGACUUGGUAAUAAUGGACUUGUUCUGUGGGAACAUACAAGGCAGGAGUGGACUGAAACUAGAAGUCUGCGGCUGAAGGUGAAGCAGGUUCGUGAACCAGUAUUGAGUUGGAAUGCAGCAUAUGAGAGUCUGCUUGGAUCAAAUAAGCCAUUUCCUCAACCCAUUCCUCUUCAUGAGAUGGUCGAUUUCCUUGUGGACAUCUGGGAGCAGGAGGGGCUGUAUGACUAGCGCAAAUGAUUUCAUGGGAUAACAUCUGGGAUAACACAUAGUUGUUCCUCAAGAGAGGGGAAAAAGAAUGACAUAGAGGGUGUAGGCUUGGGAUGUGGUGAUGAGUUGGCCUGUCAUACUUGUUUUUUGUCAAUGGAGGCCUGCUGUACUUGCAGAAUACAGAGCUGUGGUUGUAAGCUUGUAAGAAGUCCUGAUACUAAUAGUGGCUUUGUUUAAUUUG
This is a messenger RNA of Zea mays, 833 nucleotides long. RefSeq names its product DUF4050 family protein. The record is from RefSeq and is marked validated. Lineage: Eukaryota; Viridiplantae; Streptophyta; Magnoliopsida; Poales; Poaceae.